This is a messenger RNA of Durusdinium trenchii, 2355 nucleotides long. Lineage: Eukaryota; Dinophyceae; Suessiales; Symbiodiniaceae. The record is from the annotation of a GenBank genome assembly.
CAUUUUCUGACCGGGUGGUGAUUCGCUCUCAAUGCUCAUGUUGCGGCGGAUCCACUUGCAGCCGGGCCUGAUGGCGCGUCAUGUUUCUAGCAAGCCGGGCAAGAGGAGCUUUAGCCUCCGUGCCGUUUGUGGUGCUGGCCUGGUGGGUUGCGGGGCAGGCUACUUACUGUCGCGCAUGGAUGGCCAACUGCGAGAGCGGCAGCUCCCGGGUGCAGGGUUUCGAGUUUGUUGUGAGGAAAUGAUCACCCCAAAGCAGCAAGCACUGCCAAAUGAGCUCAGGGGUAUUGUAGGGAAGCAGCACGUGGUAGAGAACGUUACGGAGACCGGCACUAUGGUAGGGAAAGGCCAUGCCAUGGUGGUAGUCCGUCCUGGAACCCUUCAAGAGACGAUGAAGGUUUUAGAAGCUUGUCUCAAUGCGGAGGUGGCGAUUCUUCCACAAGGUGCCAAGACAGGCAUCACUGGUGGCUCAGUCCCACGACCGUGUGAUCGGCCCAUGGUGGUGAUUAGCACGCAACGGCUGCAAAAGAUUUUGCCCAUCGGUGACGAAGCGAAGCAGGUCUUGUGCUUUGCAGGGGCUGGCAUCUUCAGCGUGCAAGAGACAUUGAAGCCUUUGAACCGCGACUCCCACAGUGUACUGGGCUCUAUUUUCCUGAACCCCUCGGUAGCAGCUGGUGUGGCUUUUGGCAGCGGUGGCACUCAGAUCCACAAGGGUCCGGCCUUUACCAAUCGUGCGCUGUACUGCCGUGUGGAUGCCAAUGGGCAGCUCAAGCUGGUGAACACUUUGGGCCUCAACGCGCACGAGGACGUCGUUGCAUUCCUCGUUGCUUGCCAUCAGGACAAUGCCCAGGCGUUGUCGAGCAAAGACAUGGAUGCGAAAUGCACCCGAGCAGCGUCGUGGCCAAAGUACCCGCAGCACCUGACCAAGCUGGAUGGGCAGGUGUCCCGAUACAACGCAGAUCUCACUGGUGAAGAUUGCAACCGAUCUGAAGGCAAGGUCUUCAUAUUAGCCACUAUACACGACACCUUCCCAAUGCCUCAAGAGAGCAAGAUGGUGUGGGUGUCCUGCAAAGACUUUGCCACCGCCAACCACAUCAAGCAGAAGGUGGCGCUCGCUUCACCUAAUUGCUUGCCCAAGCAGUUCGAGUACAUGGGCCGGGAGCAGUUUGAUUGUGUUGACCAAGGAGGCCGUGGCAUCAUCAAGCUGAUCGAGAUGGUCGGCAUGUCGAAUUUAGGCACAUUGUGGAAUUUCAAGCUGAAGUUUGAAUCUUUACCGCUGCCUUUCGUCAAUAUCAUUGCAGACAAGCUCUUGUGGUAUUUGAACUCGGCGAUUCCAGAGUCUUUGCCGAAGCCGUUGAUGGAGCAGGGGCGAAAGUUCGACCACCACCUCAUCAUGGAGAUGACCGAGUUUGGAAAUGGGGAGCUGAAGCAACUGGAUGAGCGAUUGCAGCGGCAGCUGGCAUUGAAUCCUGGAGACAUCUCAUGCUAUGUGUGCCAAGAUGCCUUCGAGAAGUCCAGGGUGAUGCUGUUCAGAUUUGCCGUGCAGCCAUCCAUUCAGACCAUCACAGUGGGCAAAGGGCGGCAGGGCCUCAUCAUCGACUACGCAAUGCCAAAGAAUUUCGACCGCAUUCUGGAGAUGCCCAAAGAUUGUGACAUUGAGAUGCGCUGCUUAUGCUCACACUUCGGAUGCAACGUUUUUCACGAGAGCCUCAUGCUCUCCAAUGAUGUAGACGUGAAAGAAGUGAAGAAGCGAAUCAAACAGGUCAUUGAUGAAGCAGGAGGGAAACUUCCAGCAGAGCAUGGCCAUGGGACAGAAUACGAAGCACCUUGCAGCACACAAGAGAGAUGGAAGAGAAUUGAUCCCACAAAUUCGAUGAACCCUGGGGUGGGUCAUUCUUCCAGCCUGAAAGGCUAUUUGUGAGCUUGGAUCACGAGUGGUUCGGUUCGAAUGCGAUUCUCCCAAAUACGGGGUGGCUUCCAAGGUGUAGCUUAGCGUGUCGAGGGCGUCGCUUAACGGCUUCCCGGCCUUGGGACCGCAGAUCCAAAAUGGCGUGACCACUUCGGACCGAGGUGGUUCCUUGCUGAGCGCUUUUUGCCAACGUGAUGGAUUGUUAUGACCCUUUAAAUAAGGCCCCCUUCGAAAGGAACCCAAAAGCCUUGCUUUGUGCACCUCAUUUACUUGUCAUUUUGUCAUUUGUCCUUUUUGAACUGUUGGCUCUGACAGUUGAAGACAUGAAGUGAAGCCGUGCAGCUCGAGGGCAUCACAGCACCUCAAAGUCAGCAACAUGGCGCGUGCUCCACGAACUUUGGCACUCCUGGUCCUCGGCCUCUUUGCGCUGUUGGGUGCACCAUCCUUCA